Messenger RNA from Porites evermanni, 431 nucleotides. Lineage: Eukaryota; Metazoa; Cnidaria; Anthozoa; Scleractinia; Poritidae. The record is from the annotation of a GenBank genome assembly.
AUGCUUGGACAUAAAACUGGCGUAGCUAAGAGAAUCCAGGAAGUUCAGCCCAAGGCUCAUGCCACUCACUGUCAUGGACAUUCAUUAAGUUUGAGUGUAAAGGACACAGUAAAAAACUGUAAGUUGCUCCUAAAUACAAUGGACACAGCAAAAGAAGUCGUAACCCUCAUAAAAUUUUCUCCAAAACGGGAGACAUAAAGGAAAACCUUGAUGAACAACCUGCAACCGGAGGUGUCAUAAGCCUUUGUCCUACAAGAUGGACAGUGCGAGCAAGCUGCUUUCAUCGCAUCAUAGAUAAUUACUCAGCUCUUCUUCAGGAGUGGAUUGUGUGUCUUGACCAAAAGCUACAGGCAGAUGUACGUGGCAGGAUUAUUGGAUGUCAAGCCCAAAUGAAUACCUUUGACUUCUUCUUUGGGCUACAUUUGGGUGAG